GUGAUUGGGUCAGCCCCAAGCGCUCUCUCUCUCUCUCUCUUUCUCUCUCUGGUUUCCUGUAGAGAGCUUUAUAUACAAGACUUGCCUCAACCUUACCUGCACAAGGUGGGGGGUCAAUGAAACAACAAAGCAAGAAAGCUCAUGGGAGAAAAAAGAGAAAAAAGUUUAAAAGCCUUAAAGCUUAAAGAAAGCUGAUUGCAGAAAGCAAGAGCUUUCCUUCUUCUCUCUCUCUCUACCAUAUUCUUUCUUCUAGGAGUAAAGCUGAAAACCCACUAUUCCAACCUCACCAGCUGUACAGGUAGGGAUUGAAUUUGUAACCAUCCCCACCAUAUAGUCUCCAAAAAGCAAUAAAAUCCAUCCAUGUUAGACAACACUGCUUCUUCUGCUGCUCCAUCUUCCUCCUCUGAUGCAUUUGCUUCCCUAGAAAAUGGCCUCUCUAACAAAAGAAAAAGAAGACCGGCUGGUACACCAGAUCCAGAAGCUGAGGUGGUGUCUCUCUCCCCCAAGACCUUGUUGGAAUCCGACCGCUAUGUGUGUGAGAUCUGCAACCAAGGGUUCCAAAGAGACCAGAAUUUGCAGAUGCAUAGGCGAAGGCACAAAGUGCCAUGGAAAUUGCUUAAGAGGGAGACGCAGGAGGUGAGGAAGAGGGUUUUUGUAUGCCCAGAACCAAGUUGCUUGCACCACGACCCAUGCCACGCCCUUGGCGACCUUGUCGGCAUCAAAAAGCAUUUCAGAAGGAAACAUAGCAAUCACAAGCAGUGGGUGUGUGAGAAAUGCUCCAAAGGAUACGCCGUUCAAUCCGAUUACAAAGCCCACCUCAAAACCUGCGGCACCAGAGGCCAUUCUUGUGACUGUGGCCGUGUCUUUUCCAGAGUUGAGAGUUUCAUCGAGCACCAAGACGCCUGCACGAUCCGGCAGGCUCGGCCUGAACUACAUGCACUGCAGCCAGCCUGCUCGUCACGAACCGCGUCGAGCACCAGCCCAUCAAGUGACACCAAUAAUUUCAGCACAACCCCAUUUCCUGGAUUGCCGCUACCAAAGCCGGUUGAACCUGUUUGCUUAAUCUCCGAGCAAAACAACAAUAAUAUCCCCUCCACUUCUGAACAGCAACACAAUUUGGAGCUUCAACUUCUGCCGUCGUCAGACGAGAUUUUCGCGACCCAUUUGAAGCUCUCGAUAGGCUCGAGCGAUGGUGGGGAGAGGAGUGAAGCAAACAAGACUAAUUUGAGUUCAAGUAGGAGGUCUGUAAGUGAAAAUAAUGCGAGUGAACGCACAUCAGAAGUGGCGAGGCUGAAAGAAUUCGCAAACGAGGAGCUAAAGUUGGCGAUGAAUGAAAAGGCGUACGCUGAGGAAGCGAGGCGAGAAGCUAAACGUCAGAUUGAGAUAGCUGAAGUUGAGUUUGCAAAUGCCAAGAGGAUAAGGCAACAAGCGCAGGCUGAGCUGGAAAAGUCACAGCUUCUGAAAGAGCAAGCCACCAAGAAGAUCAGCUCCACCAUGCUGCAAAUCACUUGCCAGGCCUGCAAGCAACAAUUCCAUGCAUCCACCGCUGUAGCGCCGUCCGAUGAAACAUCGCUUGCUGUAAGUUACAUGUCCUCCGCCACAACAGAAGGGGAAGGAGAGUGAAAUACUAAAUGACCAGACCAAGAAAACGUUGUUAACAAGCAAUCAUGUCUCUUCUUAAUUAACUCAAUAUUAAUCUUUUAUUCUUCAUUUUCUCUUGCUGUAUCAACUAGUAUUUUGGAGUCUGACCA
Molecule: messenger RNA, 1751 nt
Organism: Corylus avellana
Lineage: Eukaryota; Viridiplantae; Streptophyta; Magnoliopsida; Fagales; Betulaceae
Product: zinc finger protein SHOOT GRAVITROPISM 5
Cellular component (GO): nucleus
Molecular function (GO): DNA-binding transcription factor activity
Source: RefSeq, a predicted model, not a curated record